Haliotis rufescens (red abalone) is the source of this 1968-nucleotide messenger RNA. Its product is annotated as ankyrin-2-like. Bases 1 to 1968 code for a protein of 655 amino acids. The transcript has a single exon. Gene Ontology annotation, molecular function: protein binding. The record is from RefSeq and is a predicted model, not a curated record. NCBI's taxonomy places the organism in Eukaryota, Metazoa, Mollusca, Gastropoda, Lepetellida, Haliotidae.
AUGGAUGGAGACCUGUCCCGAGUCCAAUGCCUCUUGUCUGAGGGCCUGGCAAACAUCAACGCUACAGGGCUACACAGGAGGACAUCAGUGAUGUUUGCAGCAGAGAAAGCACACAAAGAUGUGUUCGACUUACUUGUGAGGGAAGGCGCUGAUCUGCUCCCCGUGGAUGAUGACGACAACUCGAUUUUCCUCCUGGCCUGUGAAGGAGGAAACAUAGAUAUAGUGCAGUAUCUCCUCACACAGAACGCGACGGACAUCAACAGAGCAAACAAAGACAAGCAAACGUCAGCAAUGAAAGCAGCAUUCAAGGGACACGAGGACGUGUUUGGCCUACUUGUGGGAAAAGGGACUGAGCUGUCACUUACGGAAUCAUACCGUUCCCGCAUAUUACACCUAGCCUGCAAAGGAGGAAAUAUCGAGAUAGUUAACUAUCUCCUAACAGAGGCACUUGUGGACAUAAACAGUACAGACGAAAACAACUACACACCAGCAAUAAUUGCAGCCACCGCUGGACAUAGAAACGUCUUUGACUUACUCGUGGUGAAAGGAGCUGACCUGACCAUAUUGGGUGAUGACGAUAACAGUGUUCUUCACGCCGCCAGUCUAGGAGGCAAUAUCGAAAUAGUAAGGAAUGUUCUCACGCUGAAUAUUGUAAACAUAAACGCCAGAGACAUUGAAGGAAUGACACCAGUGUUCUUGGCAGCAUUAAAUGGACAUGAUGAAGUGUUUGACCUGCUUGUUGAGAAAGAAGCUGAUCUGUUAAUUGUGACCGAUGGCGGUAACACCAUCCUUCAUGCGGCUUGUAGAGGAGGAAAUGUCCAAAUAGUGAAGUACGUUCUCAAUCAGAACAUUGUGGAUGUCAACAGUAAAGAAUACAGUGGAUUGACACCAGCAAUGGAAGCAGCCGUUGGGGGACACAAGGCUGUGUUCUAUUUACUUCUGGAGAAAAGACCUGAUCUGUCCCAACCUGAUGACCAUGAUAACAACCUUCUCCACAUGGCAUGCGAAGGGGGAAAUGUGGAGUUAGUUAAGUAUGUCCUCGCGCUGAACAGUGUGGAUAUUAACAGCAGAACAGAGGAUGGGAGAACGCCAGCAAUGAUAGCAGCCUCCAAGGGACACAAAGACAUGUUAAAGCUGCUAGUGAAUAAAGGAGCUGAUCUGUCCCUAGUUAAUAGUCAUGGUGAAGACGUUCUUCAUAUUUCCUUAUUGUGUGAAGAUAUGGAGAUGGUGAAAUAUAUCCUAACACAGGACGUUGUCAACAUCAACGGUGCAGACAAGGAUGGAAGGACACCAGUGUCACUGGCAGCAGAAAAUGGAUGCAUAGACAUGUUUGAUUUAGUGGUUAGUAAAGGAGCUGAUCUUUCAAGUAGAGAUGUUGCAGGUAACACCAUUCUUCAGUCGGCCUGUUCAGGAGGAAAUGUGGACAUAGUGGAGUAUGUCCUGGCACAGGACAACAUGUUACAGGACAUCAACAGAACAGGUUGGAACGACUGGACACCAGUGAUGGUUGCAGCAUUCCAGGGUUACAAAGAAGUGUUUGAUUUACUUGUGAAGAAAGGUGCUGAUCUGGCACAACUAGAUAAAGAUGGCAACACUAUUCUUCAUAUGGCUUGUAUGAAAAGUUGGAAGAUAGUGAAAUUCCUCCUUUCUCGCAACAUUGUUGACAUCAACAGUAGAGGAAGCAAUGGUACGACGCCAUUGAUGGUGACAGCAUGUUCUGGUAGUAAGGCUGUAUUUGAGUUGCUCAUGAGGAAAGGAGCUAACCCAUCACUAGUAGAUAAAGACGGCAACAACAUACUUCAUCUUGCAUGUUCGGGAACCCAUUUUGACAUUGUGAAAUACAUCGUUUUCAAUGCGAUUGUAGAUCUAACCCUCAGCAAUAAGCUCGGAUUCAAUGCAGCAAAGGUAGCAUUGGCAGCAGGCAAUGAAGAAGCGUAUAAUUUUUUACUGUCUCAAACCUCUAUUUAG